GUGGAGACGAACGGGGUUAGUUAUACGGCCAGUCGCCUUGCCUUCCUCUGCAAGCAGCUCGGAUCCGAAGGCUGUUUUCCUCCUUCUCCCUUCCCCACCCCCGGGCAAGAGAUGCACCGCCGGGGCGUGGGGGCCGGCGCCAUCGCCAAAAAGAAAUUGGCAGAGGCCAAAUAUAAGGAACGUGGGACAGUUUUGGCUGAAGAUCAAUUAGCCCAGAUGUCUAAGCAGCUGGAGACUUUUAAAAGUAACCUAGAAGAGUUUGCUAGUAAACACAAACAAGAAAUCCGUAAAAAUCCUGAGUUCAGAGUCCAGUUCCAAAACAUGUGUGCAACAAUUGGUGUUGAUCCACUAGCCUCUGGUAAAGGAUUUUGGUCAGAGAUGUUGGGUGUCGGAGAUUUCUACUAUGAGCUGGGUGUCCAGAUUAUUGAGGUCUGCUUGGCUCUCAAGCACAGAAAUGGAGGAUUAAUAAUAUUGGAUGAACUCCAUCAACAAGUGCUCAAAGGAAGAGGAAAAUUUGCUCAAGAUGUUAGCCAAGAUGACCUUAUCCGAGCAAUUAAGAAGCUGAAAGUUUUAGGAAAUGGCUUCGGUAUUCUUCCUGUUGGUGGGACAUACUUGAUCCAGUCUGUGCCAGCUGAACUAAAUAUGGAUCACACUGUUGUAAUACAGCUUGCUGAGAAAAAAGGGUAUGUGACUAUAAGUGAAAUCAAGUCCAGUUUAAAGUGGGAAAUGGAACGAGCCAAGCAAGUGCUGGAUCAUUUGCUGAAGGAAGGGAUGGCCUGGCUUGAUACACAAGCUCCAGGAGAGCCACAGUACUGGCUACCUGCCCUCUUUACCGAACUGUACUCUCAGGAAAUCACACCCGAAGAAGCAAAGGAAGCUUUACCUUGACAGUAUCAAAGAUGUGUAUUAACUGAACAUGGAAUUAGGUUGAUUGCUGGUUGUUAAUAUGAUAACAUUGAACAGUAGUUAUUAUCUUGGAUCUUAAAAUAUAAGAAAAUUUCUGCUUUGCUAAUAACUAAUUUCAGCAUGUGUUUGAUACUAAAUGUGGAUUUCUGCCAAAUGAAGGUUUUUAUUUCACAAGCAAGUUUCUGGUUCUUGUAAUGGGGAUGAGACAGCAGGAGUCUGUCCAAAAUUGUAGCCUUUUCUUUCAGUUAUUGUAAAUGUUUAGAAUGAGGACUGAUGUCAGAUGCUAAAACUGUUUGAUUUCUUUUCAUUUGCUUAUCCCAAGAUUGUUGAGUAGUAUAUUGACUGAGCUAUAUACAUACUGAAUCCCUUCUCUUGUAAAGGGUUCUGUGUAAGUCUUUCUCUGUAUAAUGAAACAGCAGGAAUUCUUUAUUGCUACUUGGAUUUGGGGUAAAGGACCAAACUAUUAUUGUUAUUUCCAACUUAUGGAUCAUUGGAGGUUUCCACUAUUUCAUUUUUUUUUAAGCAUUUGGAAAGACAGUUUAGAAAGUCAUGGGUAAUUCUUAGUCCAAUUUCAGCCAUUCAGGCAGUCAGGAUUCCUCUGACCUGAGAUACUGUGUGAAAAUAUACCUUCACAACCGUAACCAUGUUGUGCCUUAGCAUGUUGAAAUCUGUAAACAGUAAAUAUACCCUUCCAUAUUUGUGCAGUGCACAUACAAAUUUGAAAUUCAUAAAGCUAUGUCUUAAAUUUCAUGUGAAUAUAAAACUUUAUUGACAUUUGAAAAACCA
Messenger RNA from Thamnophis sirtalis, 1692 nucleotides. RefSeq names its product SNF8 subunit of ESCRT-II (gene SNF8). Gene Ontology annotation, cellular component: ESCRT II complex. NCBI's taxonomy places the organism in Eukaryota, Metazoa, Chordata, Lepidosauria, Squamata, Natricidae. Gene Ontology annotation, biological process: protein transport to vacuole involved in ubiquitin-dependent protein catabolic process via the multivesicular body sorting pathway. The record is from RefSeq and is a predicted model, not a curated record.